AUGUUUUUUGUAAUAAUUAAGAAUAUAUUUUAUUUCUAUAUUUUGAUACACUCAUUAUUUUCUUUGUUGAUAUUUUAAGAUGAUGAUAAUGAUAACUUUGUAAUAUAAUGUCCAAGAGGAAUUAUUUAUUUGAGGUUAUUUGAAUAAUCAUAUCAAAGAAUUAAUAGCAGGAAUAUUCAAGCCAUUUUUGCCAAUAUUAAUUGAAUUUUUUAUUGGAAUAAUAUAGUGCAAAAUCUAAGGAUUUUAAAUGCUCUUAUAUUAUCAGGAAUAUUGGAAGUUUUUUUAGUUAUUUUGGAAGGAUUAUAAAUCUAUUAUUUAAUUUUAACCAUUAUAUAAGCUUAUAUAAAAGAGUUUUAUUAGAAUAAUAACAAAAUUGUUUUUCAUCUUAGGAUUAAAGUUUUGGAAUGCUUUUUAUUGUAGUGGAAUUGGUUUAUGGAUUUUAUUUGUGAAAAUGUAUAUCAUUUAUUUAAAUCCAUAAAAUGUUGAAAAUUAUUCCAAUGAUUUAUCAGAAUUUAUCUUUAAGAGAUAAUAAGAAAUUUUGGAGAAUUAUUUCUGA
Messenger RNA from Paramecium primaurelia, 556 nucleotides. The record is from the annotation of a GenBank genome assembly. NCBI's taxonomy places the organism in Eukaryota, Ciliophora, Oligohymenophorea, Peniculida, Parameciidae.